Messenger RNA from Egretta garzetta (little egret), 915 nucleotides. RefSeq names its product olfactory receptor 14J1-like. NCBI's taxonomy places the organism in Eukaryota, Metazoa, Chordata, Aves, Pelecaniformes, Ardeidae. Gene Ontology annotation, molecular function: olfactory receptor activity; G protein-coupled receptor activity. The record is from RefSeq and is a predicted model, not a curated record. Gene Ontology annotation, cellular component: membrane. The coding region runs from base 1 to 915 and encodes 304 amino acids. Gene Ontology annotation, biological process: G protein-coupled receptor signaling pathway. The transcript has a single exon.
AUGUCCAACAGCAGCUCCAUCACCCAGUUCCUUCUCCUGGCAUUCACAGACACACGGGAGCUGCAGCUCUUGCACUUCGGGCUCUUCCUGGGCAUCUACCUGGCUGCCCUCCUGGGAAACGGCCUCAUCAUCACUGCCGUAGCCUGUGACCACCGCCUCCACACCCCCAUGUACUUCUUCCUCCUCAACCUCUCCCUCCUCGACCUGGGAUCCAUCUCUAACACUGUUCCCAAAUCCAUGGCCAAUUCCCUGGGGGACACCAGGGCCAUUUCACACAAGGGAUGUGUUGCCCAAGUCUUUCUGUUUGUAUUUUUGAUUUCAACAGAGUAUUACAUUCUCACUGUCAUGGCCUAUGAUCGCUACGUAGCCAUAUGCAUCCCCCUACACUAUUGGACUCUCCUGGGCAGCAGAGCUUCUGUCCACAUGGCAGCAGCUGCCUGGGGCAGUGGCUUUCUCAAUGCCGUGCUGCACACUGCCAAUACAUUUUCACUCCCUCUCUGCCAAGGCAAUGCUGUGGACCAGUUCUUCUGUGAAAUCCCCCAGAUCCUCAAGCUCUCCUGCUCAGAUGCCUACCUCAGGGAGCUUGGGCUUAUUAUGUUUAGCGUCCUUGUUGUCUUUAUGUGUUUUCUUUUCAUUGUGCUGUCCUAUGUGCAGAUCUUCAGGGCUGUGCUGAGGAUCCCCUCUCAGCAGGGACGGCACAAAGCCUUUUCCACGUGCCUCCCUCAUUUGUCUGUAGUAUCUCUGUUCCUCAGCACUGCAGUGUUUAACCACAUCAAGCCUCCCUCCAUUUCCUCCCCAUCCGUUGAUCUGGUGGUGGCAGUUCUGUACUCAGUGGUGCCUCCAGUAGUGAACCCCCUCAUCUACAGCAUGAGGAACCAGGAGCUCAAGGAUGCCCUAUGGAAACUGAUCCAAUGA